Prorocentrum cordatum is the source of this 612-nucleotide messenger RNA. Lineage: Eukaryota; Dinophyceae; Prorocentrales; Prorocentraceae. The record is from the annotation of a GenBank genome assembly.
CCGUUGUGGUCCAAGCUGCACGGGACGCGGGCGCUGCGGCGAGGCAGCGGCGCGGACGUGGCUCGAGCUCUCCCGCCUCCAGCAGGGAGCUGUUCCCAGGCCGCCGUCGAACUCAUGAGGCUGCCCGGCAUCUGGGGGCCGCGGGAUCUCAGCGCGCCUCCGGACGACCAGCGCAGCCAGGGCCCGCUGCGCGUGGGAGAGCGGUGGAAUCAGAGGCGGCGUGAGGUAGAUGAGCAGCUGCGGCGCGAGCUGAAGCUGCCCGAGUGCUUACCAGGCCCACCUGCCACUGCGAGGCGCUCCCCAGCGAGCUUCGGCAAUCCCCCGCCAGCGCCCAAGCCGCGCACGACGAGGACGCAGCCGCCAUCCACCCCAGGGCUGGAGAGCCAGGAGAGCCGCAGCCGCGAACUCGGUGGAGCGCCGCAGAUCGUGUCCUCGAGAGCGCGGUCGGGCGCCCGUACAGCGAGCGGCGCGCCUCGGCGGCCCACGCGGGGGCGCCAGGGCAGCCCGUGCCCUCGCCCACGCCGCCACCCGGCACCGCGCCGGAGCGCCCGUGGGCGCGGCGCCCGUACACCGACGGCGCGCGCCGGGCGAGGAAGCGGAGCCGCCGCGCGG